This is a messenger RNA of Hypoxylon trugodes, 2811 nucleotides long. RefSeq lists its product as uncharacterized. NCBI's taxonomy places the organism in Eukaryota, Fungi, Ascomycota, Sordariomycetes, Xylariales, Hypoxylaceae. The transcript is spliced from 8 exons. The record is from RefSeq and is a predicted model, not a curated record. Gene Ontology annotation, molecular function: pyranose oxidase activity; flavin adenine dinucleotide binding. The coding region runs from base 537 to 2300 and encodes 587 amino acids.
GCGGGUGAGGUGACAAUUAACUGCAAACCAGCCGCAACGAUAACAUCAGCCGAUUGCAGCCGCAUGAACCAUAAGAUUAGUCAACCUAUCAGCAGUUAAUAUAAUUGCUAUAAUGCGAGUAAUACUGGUAACUUCACAGUAUAACUCACAAGAAUCUCGGGAUUCUUCAUUUAACAACGCGUGAUUUACCUCGCGGUGACGCCGCUAAGAUGAUCAAUGCCUCAAAGAGUCUAUCGGCGUUCAAUAUUGAUUCCCGUCAAAAGCAUAACACGGCAGCGUCGCAAGCCCCAAUGUCAUACUAGAUGCACGAACUCAUCACCCGUCUGACAUUGCAUUCAGCCACCAUCCGGCAAGAUGAAUGCCAAGAUAUCGCGACGUAUUCGUUGAUACAGCCCUCCUUCUAUGAUGCCUGGUAUCGUGUAUAAAAACGAGGAUCACCGCAACGUCGUUUGUUAUGUGAAGCUCAUGAUCCAAGACAUUCGUCAUUAUAACCCUACAAGUUCAAAUCACAACGGUAUUUUUAGUAUUUUGCAAUCAUGUCAUCACGUCAACCCACUCAACCUGUCAUCCCAAGUCUCCCCGGCGAGGACCCACUGCCAGACUGGGAUAAGAUUGUUGACACUCUUCGAAAUGCGGGAAAAGAACUGACGCCCCAGGUGCUUAUCGUGGGUUCGGGGCCCAUUGGGGCUGUCUAUGCCCGUAUACUAGUUGAGAAUGAUGUGGACGUAAUGAUGAUUGAUAUGGGCGAACAGGGAUCCAAACGUAUUGGAGAUCACCGCAAGAAUAGCGUUGCUGUGCAAAAGGAUAUCAGUCUUUUUACCAAUGUGAUUCGAGGCGAAUUGAGUCCCUUAUCCGUACCAGUUAGCGAGUCGGACCUACAGCUUGACCCUGUUUCAUGGCAAGAUGAACCGGAUAACUUCGUCCUAAACGGUCAAAACCCUGACCAGGUACGAAAAUACAACCUGACGGCCAGCGCUGCUACUCGCACUGUCGGUGGCAUGUCGGCCCAUUGGACUUGCUGCACACCACGCCAACACCUUCUAGAGCGCUCGGAUCUUUUCACAGAUGAGGAGUGGAAUACGCUGUACGAUGGGACUGAAGCCCUCUUCAACACCAACAGCACGACCUUCGACGACUCAGUGCGACACCGUCUCGUGAAAAAGGUCGUAGAAGACGCAAUUAAGGAUGACAAUAAGCAAGUUGGGCGUGAUGUUCGGAACAUGCCGCUAGCAUGCAAUCGACCCUCAGCGGAGUCGACAUACAUCGAAUGGUCAUGCACAGCGACAAUUCUUGGUGAAUUGGCGGAGUCGGAGAACACUAAGUUCACUAUGAAGCCCCAAUGGCAAUGCGACUAUCUCCAUAUCAAUGAGACUGGUCAUGUGGACGGGGCUAUUGUAGUUGACCUCAUCAAGAAUGAGCCGUGGCUAGUUUCGGCUGACAAGUUCGUCGUCUGUGCCGGAACGGUGCUGACUGCGGGCAUUAUGGCCAAAUCGCUGUACAAAAGUAACAUGUCGAUAGAGAAACAAUACCCUGCUCUGGGAAAAUACCUGACAGAGCAGACUAUGACGUUCUGUCAGGUCGUCCUUAGGAGCAAGCUCGUAAACGGCGUUCGUAAGGAUCCAGGGCAGCUAGACACUGAUGGAGACACUACCAUAGCAGAUGCUGUGAAUAACCACAUUGCCAAGCAUCCGGAUGAUCCUCUACCGUUCCCGUUCUCCGAUUUCGAUCCUCAGGUCUACAUCCCGUUUUCGAAAGACUACCCUUGGCACACCCAAAUCCAUCGCGAUGCUUUUGGAUACGGGGAAGUCCCCGCUGAAUUGGAUCAGAGGUUGGUUGUUGACCUGCGAUGGUUCAGCUACACGACGGAGACCGAAACGAACAAGGUCACAUUCAGUGAUACGAGGAAGGACGGAUUUGGUAUGCCGCAGCCCACAUUCCACUUUGAGCUAUCCCAGGAAGAUGGGGAGCGCGCUCACCAGAUGAUGCAAGACAUGGUAAGAGUGUCUUCGUACCUUGGUGGCUUCGUCCCAGGCGCAGAACCCCGCUAUCAGGCUCCAGGUCUGGCGUUACACAUCUGCGGCAUAUACCGCGCGGGCAAGCAAGAGGAUGGCCAGACUAUCGAGGACGUCAAGAAAACCAGCGUUGUUGACAAGUUCGGUCGUGUAUGGGGCCUAGACAAUUUGAGCCUCGGCGGCUGCGGCGUCAUCCCUAAGGGCAAUGCUUCCAACCCAACUAUUACGGCCGCUUGUCAUGCUCUUGCAGGCGCCAAGCAGAUGCUUGAGGAGCUCAAAAAGACUUAAAAUGUAGGAAGAGUGGCUUGAUUACAUGAGGAUCGGCUACUUCUUUCUGGGAGGAUGUUCGGAUUUACGCGGAAGGCCGACAUGUCUCUCGUUUCUCCGCGGACUUCCCCCACGGACUUACUAUCAUUAACUUUAGUGUAACAAAGGACGGGAAAGGAUUGAAAUUACAUAUAUAACUGAGACGGUCAUUACUAUUGGGGCUGUUGCUGCUGGAAAUGAAGCUAUCGCGAUGAGCCCUUACUAAUCAGAUUCAUGCAUUCAAGCCGCCAUUUCGGUACAAGGGAUAGGCAGCUCAGAACGUAUCACUAAAUUUCUGGUAACAAUUAUGGCCAUCAUUAAUACACUCUUUUACCCCCCUAACUCCACGGUUUCCCCAAACACGCUCUAACGGCAAGCUAUUUCAUUAUAUCUGAGCUCCUAUGCUUGGAGAUUCAACUGAACCAAGCCCCUUCGUAUUCUCAAUUCGCGCACUCAAAGUGGGAAAAAUUGCGAUCGAAUAUUAUUGGGUUGA